Molecule: messenger RNA, 10170 nt
Organism: Mirounga angustirostris (Northern elephant seal)
Lineage: Eukaryota; Metazoa; Chordata; Mammalia; Carnivora; Phocidae
Gene: ZNF214
Product: zinc finger protein 214
Exons: 2
Coding region: 2717-4744 (675 amino acids)
Biological process (GO): regulation of transcription by RNA polymerase II
Molecular function (GO): RNA polymerase II cis-regulatory region sequence-specific DNA binding; DNA-binding transcription factor activity, RNA polymerase II-specific
Source: RefSeq, a predicted model, not a curated record
UGAGCUAAGAAAAAGGGCAGAGAGGAAGCUGCAGUACCUUUAAGAACUAGUCUUGAAAGCUGCACACCAUUACUUCUUCCCCUUCUUUUUAUAUAAUAUUCAUCAGAAGUGAGUCCUUCAGUCUAGCCCAUGCUCAAAGGGUGGGGAACUGGCUACACCUCUUGAAGGGAAGGGAAUCAAAUAAUUUGUGGACAUAUUUUAAAACCACCACAAAUAAGAUAGACCUGUAUGUACUGAAAUGUGAAGUUGUACAUUAUAUAUUAUGUGAAAAAUGCAAACCAGAGUUAUGAUGUCUUUGUUAAGAAAAAAAUGUCAGUGGGGUAUGUAUGUUUGUGGGUAUGCCUGAAAAAAAGUCAGAAAGGACCCAAUAAAAACUAUCCUUCACUAAGCCCUAGUGAAGCUUUCCAAUGUCUCCAAGUUAUUUGUGGAGGGUAGGCUUUCAGUUUUUACUUAUAUUACUUCAGAAUUAUUUAAAAAUUUUAUGAAUUUAUUUUCAGUAAGAGCAACUAGACCAAAUCUCUAGUAUAUAUUUUUAAGAUUUAUUUAUUUAUUUUAGAGAGAAUGCACGAGCAAGGGGAGGGGUAGAGGGAGAGAGAGAGAGAGAGAAUCCUCAAGCAGACUCCCCGCUGAGCAUGUAACCUGAGGUGGGGCUCGAUCCUAGGACCCAGGGGUCAUGACCUGAGCUGAAAUCAAGAGUUGGCCUCUUAACUGACUGUACCACCCAGGUGUCCCUCUAGUAUAAUUUUUUAAAGAAAUUCUUAAAUAUUUAAAAAAAUAACAAAGCCAAUAACAGGCUGAGUUUUAUUUUUCUGUACUUCUUACAAAAUAAGGAACCAGUGAGUUCAUUUCUGUUCUGUUCUGACUCCAGUUUUUAGUCCUGCAGUCUGGGCUUCUAAGCAUCCCAUUUUUCUUUUCUUAUUUUAUUUAUAUUUUCAUUUGUAUGUGUUAAAAGACAUACAUUUUAAGUUUUUAACAUUUAUUUUAUAAACAUUUAAAAGUAGCACUGAAUUUUCUCAUUCUUGAGUUCUUAUUUGUGGUUAGUACUUCAUUGUUUAGGCAUGGAUUUUCAUGUAGUUUAUUUGGAAAGCAGUACCUGGGUGGUGUAUUUUGAAUCCUUGAAUAUCAGUACAUCUUCCCAUUGUCCUUUUGUUAACACAAUAAGGACGUACAUGGAAAUUAUUUACAACCCUUUACCAAGUUGUUUUUGACUCCUCUGACUUUGACUUAGUAGGUGUGCCACUAUUUUGUAACUGCAUGACCUUGUACAAGUUACUUAAUCUUGUUAAAUGUUGGUUUCCUUAUUCCUUUAGUGUUGAUAAUUCUACCUUUUAGGAUUGUUGUGAUGAUGAGAUAACAGCCCUUUUCACAUAACUUCUUGAUAAUAUUUAACUGCUAUGAUUAUAGUGAUUUGAUAGUCAUGAUAUUCUAGUUUUCCUCCAUGAAAAGUAUCUUUUUCCUUUAUUCAUAGAUUUACUAAACAUUUUUAAUUGAACUUUAGAAUUGAGAAUGUCAUCAAAGAAAUUAAAAGAAUUUGUCACAUGACCAAUUUAUGAGCUGUUCUCUUCACUAAAAGUAUUUUUAGGCAGUUUGAAUACAUAUAUUUAUCUCUUCUUUCUAAAACUUCAUGAUAAUAAGAAACUAAAAACUGUAUGAACCUGCAAUGAUGAAGUAAAGAGCCAUCAGCAAAUGAGGAAUUUCUACAAAAACUUGGAAGGGUUACCUGGGUGCCUCAGUCAGUUGGGCAUCUGGCUCUUGAUUUCAGCUUAGGUCGUGAUCUCAAGGUGGUGGGAUCGAGCCUUACCUCAGGCUCCACACUCAGCCCAGAGUCCACUUGGGAUUUUCUCUCCUUCCUCUGCAACCCCACCAACCCUCGCAUGUACACUCAUUCUCUCAACAAAUAAAUAAGUAAAACAAAAAACAAACCCAAAACUUGGAAAGCAACAGGAGAAACAGUGGUAAGAGCCGCAAAGGGCUAAAAACAUUACAUCCUGGAAUGCUCCACAGGGGAAUAAGCACAAGAAGGAUUUGAUAAGCCCUGUGAACUUCAGGGAAGCUGAGGAUGCAUCCACACCACUGGAGGCUGAGGGCCAGUCAAAAGAGGAUCCUAAGAUAUUUCCAGAGAGCGAAGAAAAAGUUGCUUGCAAAGGAAUUAGAGUUAAAAAAAAAAAAAAAAAAAAAAAAAAAGGUCUUAGAAACAACAGUGAAGGCAUAUGAACAGUGAAGCAAUUCUGAGAAAAAUUCUUUUCACUCUAGAAUUUGAUACCCAGCCACUUGUGAGUGAUGAUAAGGACUUCAAGCAUACAGUGUAACCAUGCUUGGAGAUUCUCCUUUAAACCAAAUGUGUGUCCUGAAGAAAACCUUGCCUGUUUCUCACCUUUGCUUUUUUUCAGUGGCCAUGGAAUUAACAUUUAUAAGCUUGACUGAACUCAUUUGGGUGUAUACCUCCCAAUUAAUGGAGUAAAUCACAAAAGGGGAAGAAGUAUAUGAUCUUGAAAAUGGAGCACUAAAGAAUAGCCAGCCCAGAUUGGAGCAGGAGGAUGAACAUUUCCAGAAUUAAAGGGUUGGGGGAUCAAUUGACUUAAUCUUUUUCAGCCAUUACUUACUAAUUUUUAAAAUUGGGAUAAUAAUAGUAUCUACAAGAGAGGGUGGCUGUGAGGACUACUUGAAAUAUAUGUGAAGUCCUUAGCCCAGUGGUUAGCAGACAGAUGCUAUAUAAAUGUUUCUGAUGACUGUGAUGGGCUUCAGUGACUGGAUACAUUAUUUAGCCAUCCCUGUGAUUAUGUCUACUCUUAACCUUUCUUGUUUUUCUUCAUUAUUGAAGUUCUUCCUUUUUUUAUUUCGUUUGUCACUUAUGUUACCUGCUGAAUGGCUGUUUCUUUGUCCAUCUUCUCCCUUAGAUCUCUUCUUCCUGGAAAACCUGAUCUUUGACCAGAUGGCAGUAACAUUUGAAGAUGUGACUGUUAUUUUUACUUGGGAGGAGUGGAAAUUCCUAGAUUCUUCUCAAAAAAAGCUCUACAGAGAGGUCAUGUGGGAGAACUACACAAAUGUCAUGUCAGUAGGAAACUGGAAAGAGAGCUACAAACCUCAAGAAGAAAGAUUCAGAUAUUUAGAACAUGAAAAUCUUCCCUGCUGGCAAGCCUGGAAGAAUGCCAGCGCUCAGAUAUAUGAGAAUAGAAACUAUGUGGAAACUGUCCAAGGAAUAGAUUCCAGAGACCUAAAGCAACAAGAUCUUUCCCACCAUCCAGAAUGGUUAAUACUCUCCACCCAAGUACCAGGGUAUGGGAACUAUGAAAUGACUUUUGAAGGUAAAAGUCCCAGGAACUUAAAAUAUACAAAGUUUAUACCUUGGCAGUCCUUCGAAACAAAACAUACCCUUCGAGACUAUGCUAGAGAAAUCAAUGUGAAUGAUUCACAUGGUUUUCAAGGAAGCAGAUGCCAUCUUGGCAUAUCUAGGAAAAAUCUCUCUGUGGAAAAAGAACAGAAGCUUAUAGUUCAACAUUCUCACGUUCCAACAGUAGAAGCCCUUCCGGAGGACACUGGGGAGCUAUGUCAACAUGACCUACUGAAAAACUCUAUGGAAGAGGAAUACUGUGGAUGUAAUAAAUGUAAAGAAAUUUAUUAUUGGAACUCACAGUGUGUUCUCCACAAGAGAAACCAACGUGGAGAAAAGUUCUAUCAAUGCUCUAUUAGCACAGCAUGCUUCUCUCAGAGAUCAGACCUAUACAGACAUACAAGAAUUCACAUAGGUAAGAAGCUGUAUGGAUGUGAUGAAGUUGAUGGUAACUUCAGUCAAAGCUUAGGUGUUCACUUUCAUCAGAGAGUCUGCACAGGGGAGGUUUCUUAUAUAUGCCACGUGUGUGGUAAGCACUUCAGUCAGCUCUCUAGUCUUCACAAUCAUCAAAGAGUGCAUACAGAAGAGAAACUCUAUAAAUUUGAAUGUAAUAAGGACCUCAGUAGAAAUUCAUUACUUCACAUUCACCAGAGACUUCACAUAGGAGAGAAGCCUUUUAAGUGCGAUCAGUGUGGUAAGAGUUUUAGUCGGAGUUCAGUACUUCAUGUUCAUCAGAGAGUCCACACAGGAGAGAAACCAUAUAAGUGUGAUGAGUGUGGCAAGGGCUUCAGUCAGAGCUCAAAUCUUCGAAUUCAUCAGUUAGUCCACACGGGAGAGAAGUCCUAUAAAUGUGAUGACUGUGGGAAGGGCUUUACCCAGCGCUCAAAUCUCCAAAUUCAUCAAAGAGUACAUACAGGAGAGAGGCCUUAUAAAUGUGACGACUGUGGGAAGGACUUUGGUCACAGCUCUGAUCUUCGUAUUCAUCAGAGGGUCCAUACUGGGGAGAAACCCUAUACUUGUCAUGAAUGUGGGAAGGGCUUCAGCAAGAGUUCGAAGCUUCAUACUCAUCAAAGAGUACAUACUGGAGAAAAACCCUAUAAAUGUGAACAGUGUGGUAAGGGAUUCAGUCAGCGUUCACAUCUUCUCAUUCAUCAGAGAGUCCACACAGGAGAGAAACCCUAUAAAUGUGAUGAUUGUGGAAAGGGAUUUAGUCACAGCUCUAAUCUUCACAUUCAUCAGAGAGUCCACACAGGAGAGAAGCCUUACCAAUGCACGAAGUGUGGCAAGGGUUUCAGUCAUAGCUCAGCUCUUCGAAUUCAUCAAAAAGUCCACACAGGAGAGAAACCUCAUAAGUGCCAUGAGUAUUAUAAGGGAUUUGAUCAGAGUUCACAUCUUCACAAUGAUCACACAUGAGAAACCUUAUAAUUACAUUUAGGUAACCGCUUUAACUAAAGCUUAACAUUAAGCCCAAUAAAUACUGCUGGGAAUAAAAUUCUAUAAAUUACCCAAAUAAUCCCAAGCAACAUUUAUAGUUUCCCUCAACCCCCACUAAGAAUCAUUUGCUUCAAGAAGAAAUCCUUAGGAGGAUGCCUAUAUAUUUAAAAUGAAAGUGUAUUUACUUUUUCUAUUAUAUCAUACAUAUCCAUUAUAAAAUAUCUGAAAGAUUCAAGGAGAAAACUCUUGAUCCUGUUUUAUUCUAGCCUUUUUUGGUGCGUUUUCAUGUGUAUGAAAUCUUACUGUAUAUUCAACUCUGUAUUUUUACUGACUUCAAAACAUUUACUUAACAUUUUGUUUUAAAUGGAAAUUGGCUAGCUAGCUAUGAAAUAGCACUCUGACUCCUCUGUAAAGUCCCUAGGAAGCCACAGGAAAAACACAAAACUUGAAACUCAAACUGGUAGAUAAUCUAUUGCUCAAAUGUGGAAGAAUCAACUAUAGGGAAGGACAAUUCGAUUGCUUAUGACAUAAGAUAGGAAAGCACUGCAUGACCCUUUAUCUGAGAUAGGAUGUCUCAGGGAUAUUACCUUUGUCAACCAGAAAAGUCAGGAACCAAGGAACCAUCUUUUGCAGGGGUGCUGCACUUUGAGGUUACCACGGUGCACUCUCACAACCCCCUCCCCAGGAUUCCACAUUGAUUCACAACUUCAGACACCACAUAACAAGAAGUCCAAUAUUUAAUGUCUCUAAAUAGGGUGUGAAAGAUGUCAGCAAAAGCUAAGAGAAGUGGAUCUUCAGGAAACUGAAGAUAUUCCAUCUGUUCAGAAUUGGAGAUUUAAGCAGUAGACUGAUUUAUUCUCAGAACAGAGAGGUAAUAGAGAAAUAGAACUAAACUCAGAUCUAUGUGCAAAACUGAACUAAUAACCUAAUUAUGGAAGAAGAGAGAAUUUGGCCAUUGUAAAAUGGAGUAGAGUCAGCAGAAAUACACAAGUCCUAACUAUUGAUAAUAUAAAUAUGUUUAGACAUCACUGCCCAAGAGAAACUAAGUGGACUUGUUCAGGGAAAUAACAGGGAAUUGCAGUACCAAAGAAAGAACACCACCAUGAAGAAUUAAAACCUGAUAGCCCUGAAAAUUAGUUAUUUCAGUCUCCUGAAGAAAUUUUCAAAAAACUGGUGGUUUGAGUAGCAUGACAGAAAACCUGAAAUCAGUGAAACUAAAGCAGAAAUCCUUAAGUAGAGAAGAGCCUCUAAAAUAAAAAUAAUGAAAAAGGACUACAGGGAAAUUUAAAAUGGAUCAAAGUGAAAGGCAACAGAAGCAGAAUAUCAAAUACUGUAAUGAAUAAACUUGAUCUUCAAUGUAUACAAAAAGGAUAAUGAGAUGGAAACAAUGAAAACACAGAUAGGAAGUGCAAAGAAUGGAGAUCCAAUGUAGGAAUUAAAGGUGUUUCUAAGGAAGAUAAAAGAAUGUGGAAUAGAAUCAAUGAUCAAAGAAAUUAAGACAUUUUACCUGAACUAAACGUAUAUAUGCUCACUAGAUUUUAGGCAAAACCAAUAUAAAAACCAUGCUUAGAAACAGCUUAGGGAAAAGAACAAUUGAAAGCAUGCAGAAAGAAAAAUUCUGGUUAUCUACAAAGCCAGUGAUAAGAAUGGAUAAAGAACUUCAAAAGUAAAUGUCAAAAGACAGUGGAACGACACCUUCAGAAUUGUGAGAUUAAAAUCCCAUUAUCACCUAUGGUAUUUUUUUUUAAGCAACUAAAUUGUCAUUGUCUAAAUUGUGCAGGUAACAGAUUAGAUAAGAAAACAGGAAACAUCAUACAUGUUCCUUUUUUUUUUUAUGUUCAGUUAGCCACCAUAUAGUACAUCACUAGUUUUUGAUGUAGUGUUCAGUGAUUCAUUGGUUGCAUAUAACACCCAGUGCUCAUCACAUGUUCCUUUCUUGAAGAGAGCUUAAGAAUGUGGAAAUUAUGGCCUAAAACUGGUAAUGAGCACUAACAUCAGUUAAACAGAAUAACUGUUAAUUUGUUUACAAAAUGUCCAAAAUUUUAAAUAGCUGUACAAAAAAAAUAUUUAAUAUACAAAUGCUGAGUAUAAAAGCAGAUUAUAUAUAAAUGCCUGAGAGGGAGACUAUGACUGUCAGACAAAAUACAUGGGUUUAAAUUUCAGAUCUACAAUGAAUAAUUUUUUAGUAUAAGUAUAUCCCAAAUUUUGAAUGGGACUUACACUAAGAAAUUAUUUGCUUAUAUGAAAUUCAAAUUUAAUUAGGCAUCCUGUGUUUUUAUUUGGAAAUCCGGCAACCCUAUGGGGGUAAGAACAGCAAAGGAAAAUGUGCUACAUUUCUGAUCCUAAAUAGGGACUCUACAUCUUCUUUAACAAUUGAAGAAAUAAAGGUAUAAAAAAUAUAUAUUUUUUUUUACAAAGUUAGAAAUUGGCAACUAAUAGAACUAAAGCACAUAUGCCUUUCAAAACAGGAGAAAAUAAAAACAAAGACUAUUUAGUCCCUAUUAGCAAAAGACAAAAAAAUUAAAGCAAAAUGAUAUUAAUCAGUAACUAUUAUUGAUUGCUCAAUAUUAAUUUACUGAUUAAUUUUAUUGAUAUAAAAGAAUAGGCAAAAAAAUAGGUGAAGGUUUAUUAUACAAACAUAAGGGAGUGCCUACAAUAUGUUUUUAAAAGUUAAUAAAAAUGAACUAAAGGUUUACCCACAAAAGCCAGUAGUUUCCUAAAUUCUUGCUAUAAUAAGAAAAUAUAAUGGGUAGAAAAAAGUAUGGUUUAUAAUAACACUUAAAUUUCUUUUCUAAAAAAGAACAAGUAAAAAUAUAGAUGAAAAUAAUGAAAAAAUGAGGAAAAUAAAAGAGGACUUGCAUAGAGAAGUCUUAUUUUUUUUAGAGGAAAUGUUCCUAAGUUAAUCUAUAGAUUUCAAAUUUCAUCAAAACUCCAAUGAGAUUCAAAAUUUAAAAAAAAUCUAAAGUCUUUUAAGAAAAACAGACAUUGGAGAAGAGCAAAGAUAAUUUAUAAGAUCAAUGAGAUUGCCCUAAAAUAAAAAGUAAAUGAUACACCGAAAUUAAUGGAGAACUUGUACAUUUGAAAAAAGUGUUCAAAAUGCUUAGUAAAUCACUUAGAAACAGACCAGCAUAUGGAUAACAUAUGUAAUAACAUAUUUAGUAUAUAUGCAUAUAUACUUUACAUAUUAAAAAGAUCUAUGAAUAGGAAAAGGAUUAUUCAGUAAAUGGUGCUAAGAAAAUGACAGCUCUGGUGAAAAACAAAAUUGGGCUUUCAUGACAUACAUCGUAUAUAUAUUGUUCUAAUAUCUAUUUAAAGCACAGGUUUUCAGGCAGACUUCCAUGAAUCUCCAUGUGGUUUCAUGAAGGCUGGUGUGUCAGAAAUGAACUACAAAUUUAACCCCAUUUUUAUCUGAUUCAUAUUCAAGAUUAGCAUAAGAUUUCUUUCUAAAGAGGGUUGUGCUGCUUUAACAUAAAUAUUUAAAGUUCACCAAAGUGGGUUUUUAUAUGGUUGAAAACACACAUACACAUAUGCAUUUUUUGAGAAUUAGAUAAAAAGGAAGAACUCAGAAAAAAUACCUAAGAAUUUGGCCACAUAAAAUUUUCUAAACUGUAGGUGAAAAACAUGGAAAUCAGACAAUAGGGAAAAUAUGUCAUGAUUAUGACAGUUAAGAACUUUUAUAAAUUAAUAAGGAAGAUGGACAUCUUCUAAAAAUUGGUAAAGGACAUCACCAGAUUAAAGCAAUAAAAUACCACUUCUAUUAAUUAUAAUAGCUAUUUUCAGUGAGAGUACAGAGUGAUCGAUACUUAUACACAACUUACAAUAAGUGUAUAUUGAUAGACUCUGGAAAGCUAUUUGGCUAAUCAUAAGCCUUAAAAUUGUUGAUAUUCUUUCCGACAGUGAUUUCAUGUCUAGGCAUAUAUUUUUUGGAAAUAGCUUACACAUUAUUAGAGCGAUUCUAUUUCCAAAUAACAAAGACCCACCUAAGUUAUCUAAUUCAAAAAUAGAGCUAUGUAAUAUUCAUGUUUUAAAAUCUCCCAGAAAAAAUCCAAGGACAGAAGCUUUCAUAUGGGAACUUGCUCUAGAAAGCCAUUAGACAAAGCCACUCUCUCAAAAACUUGUUUCUCUUUCAGUAGCCUCUCCUCUCUACAUAUUGACCUCCUGUUUACUUACUCUGCAGAUCUAGAAUUGCCACCACAUCCAUGAAUAUAUGUUUUUAAAUUCUAUUGCCUACCACUGAUUUGUAACUUCCUUCUGGGUCUCUAUUCACAUUUCUGAGUGGGGGAAGAUGAUUGGUUCAAUUUUCAUUACUACCUCUACACAAGCCUUUGAGGCCAGGCUAAACCACAGGCUACUGGGAAGCCUUUGGAUUGGCUAGCUUUGUAUCAGAUGUUCACUCUGGUCCCUUCAGACAUGCCCAGGGAUGGGAUAAUAAGGCAUAUAACAUGGCCCUUGAGGGCUCAUGUUCCAAGAGAUUUCCCCAGAAAGUGGCAGGUUUAAGCCUUCUGAACUACAUUAGAACACACAAAGAUAAAUAAAUGUUCAAGACAUUUAUUGCAGUAUUUUUAAUGCUGCACUCCACCCCCGUCCCCCGCCAAAUAGGGGAAAGGUCCUAUAUGUGUAAUGUUCUGCAGUCAUUCAAACUUAUAUUUUCCAAGAAUAUUGUAAUAACAUACUUAUGGUGUCAAUUGAAAAUUAUUGAAAACAAGAUACAGAACUGUAUAUGGGUAAGAUUCUAUUUAUAAUAUAUAUAUAUAUUUAUAUAGAUAUUCCCACGGGGAAAAGUUGGAGAUUAUAUAUAUAUGCAUAUAUAUAUACACACACAAAAAAAAUGCUAUUACUGGAUCUAUUUGAUAGGAUGGAUUGUGACUAUAUUUAUGUUCUUCAUACUUUCCUGUAUUUUUCAUAUUUUUAUUGUUUUAUUUUCAUAAAUAAAAUCACAUUUUUACAUACAACUUAUUUAAAAUGCUAAUGGUUACAUGAUAUUCCAUUGUGUUACUGUACCAUAAUGCUUAAUUCUCUCUAUAUUAUCAGGGAUUCAGACUUUUCAUUUUUAUAUCAUGAAUUUAACUGCCAUGUCACCGUGUAUGAAGUUUCCGAUUAUUUUUGUCAACUUUUAUAAUUUUCUACAUUCAAUUAUUGGAUUGAAAUAUAGGCCACAGAAGUGUAAUUUGUGCAAAGAAAUGAAAUCAUGAAAAUAAAUGAUGUAGACGACCGGCUACAAGUAGCCUGACACUGAUGGCGCAGAAGUGUGAAAUUGGAAGGAGAGGUUAGACGAUGGCCCGACCGUGACGGACUUCCUGCGUCAAGUUAAAAAAUUUCUGUUAGUCAUGAAGAAAUAUUAAAGAAUCUUAAAGGAGGGUGCGAUACUAUCGUUUUGGAAAGAUGACUUUAACAACAGUGGGGUA